Messenger RNA from Poecile atricapillus (Black-capped chickadee), 3041 nucleotides. RefSeq names its product ring finger protein 31 (gene RNF31). The transcript has 21 exons. Bases 43 to 2985 code for a protein of 980 amino acids. Gene Ontology annotation, biological process: protein linear polyubiquitination. The record is from RefSeq and is a predicted model, not a curated record. Gene Ontology annotation, molecular function: K63-linked polyubiquitin modification-dependent protein binding; K48-linked polyubiquitin modification-dependent protein binding; ubiquitin protein ligase activity. Gene Ontology annotation, cellular component: LUBAC complex. NCBI's taxonomy places the organism in Eukaryota, Metazoa, Chordata, Aves, Passeriformes, Paridae.
GGAGGCGCCGCCAUUUUGGAUCCGCCGCCGCUCCCUGAGGUGAUGCCAGACCCACCCAAAGCCCCCCCAGAUUUGGGGUCUCUCCAGGAGCUGCGGAAAGCUCUGGAAGGUUCCCUGAGGCUGCGGCCGGCGCUGGCCGAGCCCCCGGAGCUGCUCCCGCUGCUGCGGCUGCCGCUGCCCCCCCAGGGGAAACUCGCCGUCCUCCCGGGGACACAAAUCCUCAGGGAAAACCUGCAAUGGGAUCCCCGGGGCCCCCCGCGGGGUCUGGACUCUCUCCGGAGGGCGCUGCAGAUCCUGGAGAAAUACGGACGGAACCUGCUCAGCCCCCGGCCCCCGCCCCACUGGAGAGGAGUUCGCUUCGGGAACCCCGUCUACAGAUCCACCCUGGCCCACAUCCAGGGAGGCCGGGCCGUGCUGAAGCUGCUGGGUUACACCGAGGAGUCGGGGGAGGGGCUGAGCUUCCCUCCCCCCCCCGCCGCGCCCCUCCCCCACCGCGUGGCCGCCGUCACCGCCGACGUCAUCCUGCUGCGGGCCGAGCUGGAGCUGCUGGCACUGAACCAGCACCCCAACCCCCAGUUCUUCACCCAGAUCUUACUGGGAGAGGAGGAGUUGCCGCUGGUGUCGGAUGCGCUGCCCAACCCCCCUGAGGCUCCCCCGGCCGCGGAUUCCGAGGAUUUCUGGGAAUGUCGGAGCUGCACAUUCCGGAACCCCUCCCCCCACGUGCUCUGCCAGGCCUGCGAGAGACCCCGGCUGGCACGGAGACCCACGGAAAGCCCCUCCCCCCCCCAGGCCUGGCCCUGCCCCCGCUGCACCUUCCUCAACCCAGGCCCCUCCCCCCGCUGUGACGUCUGCGGCUCUGACCCCGCCCACCGCGAUGACGUCAUCGCCGAGGCGGCCACGCCCACUUCCCGCAAAAAUCCGGUCGCUUCCGGGUUUAAAAAUGACACUUCCGGUUUUGGCCCCGCCACUUCCGGUGAGGUAACGAUCACUUCCGGGUGUGGCUCCGCCCCUUCCGGUGAGGUUAAGGUCACUUCCGGGUGUGGCUCCGCCCCUUCCGGUGAUGGCACAACCACUUCCGGGUGUGGCUCCGCCUCUUCCGGUGUGGAUAAAGGCACUUCCGGGCUAGGCCCCGCCCCCUCCCGUGAUGCUUUGCGGCAACGGAAGCUUCUGGAAGACGGACGGCGCCUGGUGGAGCUCGUGAGGGCCGCCCAAUCCCAAGGUCUCCCCCCGGAAUCUCUCGGCCCCUCCCCCCUCUCGGGAAUUCCGGAAGCUUCCGACGCCGCUUCCCGGAUCCGAAAAUUCCGGAGCCGCCUCGGCCCCGCCCUCAGGGCCCUUCAGGAGGCGGAGCCAGAGCCGGAAGUGGGCGGGGCUUCACUCGGAGCGUUCUCAUUGGUCGAAGCCGCCUGGGCGUGGCUGGAGGGGGAGGGGCAGCCGGAGCGGGCGCAACGCGCUCUGAUUGGCCGGAGGAGGCAGCAGCUAGCUCUCCUAUCCCGCCUGGGCUUUCCGGAAGUCUCCGCGGCGCCGGCGCUGCGACGUCACGGCGGCGACCAAUGGGAGGCGGCGCUGGAGCUGCAGCGGCUCAAGCUCCGCCCCUUCCUCUUACGUCACUUCCGGGGGGAGGAGCCAGCGCUGGACUUCAACCGGGACGACCAGCAGGCUCUCCUCCGCCAGAUCCUGGCCACUCUCCCCGUGGCCAGCUGGGGCCGGGCGUGGCUGGUGGCCGGGCUGGGCCGGGAGCUGGGACUGGGCCGGGUGGAGUCUCCCAGUUUGGAUCCUUUACUGGUUGAACUGGUGGAGGCGGUGGGGGCGUGUCCGGACCGGGCGGCGCUGAGGAGGCGGCUGCGCUGCGAGUGCGCCCUCUGCGGCUGGGGGCUGCCGAGGCAACUGAUGCAGUGGCUGCCCGGCUGCUCGUGCCCGCUGUGCCCCGAGUGUUUCCGGCUCCAUUUCACGGUGGGGCUGCGCGAGAGGGGCGUGGGGGCCCUGGGCUGCCCCAGCUGCGGCCGCCCCGACCUCAGGGACGAGGCCCAGCGCCUCUGCUACUGGUCCACGCUGGAGCCCGCGCUGCGGCGCUGCCUGGACCCCAACACCUUCGGCCUGGUGACCCGGAAGUUGGCGGAGCUGGAGCUGCUGAGGGACCCCCAGUUCCUGUGGUGCCCCCAUUGCUCCUUCGGGUUCAUCUUCGAGGCCGAGCGGGGCCCGGCCCGGUGUCCCCAGUGCCAGCAGAGCUGCUGCCCCCGCUGCCAGCUGCCGUGGGAGCCCCAGCACGGCUCCAUGUCCUGCUCCGAGUUCCGGGAUUGGAUCCGAUCCCGGGAGCCGACCCCGACCGGGCUGGGGGCGUUCCUGGGGGACACCGGCAUCGAGUGCCCCCGCUGCAGGCAGCGCUUCGCCCUGGCCCGGGGGGGUUGUUUGCAUUUCCAGUGCUCCCAGUGCCACCACCAGUUCUGCUCCGGCUGCGGGGCCCAGUUCCACCGGCCCGGGACCUGCCCCUCCCCCCAGUGCCCUUUGGGGGGGUCCCUGCACGGGCACCACCCCCGCGAUUGCCUCUUCUACCUGCGGGACUGGGCCCCGCCCCGCCUGCAGGAGCUGCUCAGGGCUGGGAACGUCGAGUUCGAGACGGAGCCGCCCCCUGAGGCCCCACCCAACCCCACUGGCCGGUGUCCGGUUCCGGAGCAGAAGGCGCUGGGGGCGACGUUCCGGGACGAGCCCUGCGGGAAGGAGACGGAGCCGGGACACGCCGGGCUCUGCCGCUCCCACUACACCGAGUACCUCGUCACCCUCAUCAACCUCCACGGCCUUGACCCCGCCCCCUUUUACCGGGGGGCGGAGCUUGAGGCGGCCGCUCUUCGUCACCUCCCGGCCGGAAGUGGGCGGAGCUUACCCGGAGAAAGCCCCGCCCACCGCGAGCUCCGCCUCCGCCGCCUAUUGGCCAAUCAGGCGCCGCUCAGGCCACGCCCACCCGCGCCUAAGCCACGCCCCCUAUGUUAAUGAGCAUUGCCUUAUAUGGGAAUAAUGAGCUUAUAUGGGAAUAAUGAGCUUAUAUG